Ziziphus jujuba (common jujube) is the source of this 1741-nucleotide messenger RNA. RefSeq names its product S-sulfo-L-cysteine synthase (O-acetyl-L-serine-dependent), chloroplastic. Gene Ontology annotation, molecular function: cysteine synthase activity. Gene Ontology annotation, cellular component: cytoplasm. The transcript is spliced from 11 exons. NCBI's taxonomy places the organism in Eukaryota, Viridiplantae, Streptophyta, Magnoliopsida, Rosales, Rhamnaceae. The record is from RefSeq and is a predicted model, not a curated record. Bases 39 to 1169 code for a protein of 376 amino acids.
UGCAUUAAAACCCCUCCAAAAACCUUUCUCCAAAAGCAAUGGCGCUACUAUCAACUCCUCUGGCUCUUCUUCUUCCUCCGUCUCAUCCCUUGUCGAUCCCUCCAAAACGGCAGCGUUUUGCCUCGCUGAGAGUUAAUAACGGUAGUUCCUUCUCUAAUAAUGGCUGUUUUGCCAGAAGAAAACUCAGAGAAUGUCAGCAAUCCGUUUUCGCAAACCGAGAAGAGCUUGAUUUCGACGCUGUCAACAUUGCCGAAGACGUAACUCAGUUGAUUGGAAGGACACCAAUGGUAUACCUCAACAAAGUUACAGAUGGAUGUGUGGCAAACAUUGCUGCAAAACUUGAAUCGAUGGAACCGUGCCGAAGUGUCAAGGACAGAAUUGGUUAUAGCAUGAUAUCUAGUGCCGAGGAAUGUGGAGCUAUAUCUCCUGGGAAGAGUAUACUGGUUGAACCGACUACUGGAAAUACAGGACUUGGUAUUGCUCUUGUUGCUGCAACUAAAGGAUACAAACUUAUAGUCACGAUGCCUGCAUCCAUAAAUAUUGAAAGGAGAGUCCUUUUACGUGCAUUUGGAGCGGAUAUUGUUUUGACAGACCCAGAUAAAGGUCUGAAAGGGGCUGUUGAUAAAGCCGAAGAAAUUGUCCUCAGCAUGCCAAAUUCGUAUAUGCUUCAGCAGUUUGAUAAUAAUGCUAAUGCAAAGAUCCACUUUGAAACUACAGGACCAGAAAUAUGGGAGGAUACUAUGGGUACUGUUGACAUGCUAGUUGCUGCUGUUGGAACUGGUGGUACUGUUACAGGGACUGGGCAUUACCUGAAAAUGAUGAACAAAGAAAUAAAGGUAAUAGGUGUGGAACCUGCAGAGAGGAGUGUCAUUUCAGGGGAAAAUCCAGGUUAUGUGCCAAGCAUUAUGGAUGUUAAUCUGCUUGAUGAGGUUAUCAAGGUCACCAAUGAUGAAGCUAUCCAAAUGGCUAGGAGAUUAGCUUUGGAGGAAGGUUUGCUGGUUGGUAUUUCAUCAGGAGCUGCCACAGCUGCUGCAUUAAGUUUAGCAAGAAGAUCUGAGAAUGCUGGAAAACUUAUUGUGGUUGUAUUUCCAAGCUUUGGAGAGAGGUAUAUUCCAACUGUUCUUUUUGACUCAAUUUACGAAGAGGUUAAGAAAAUGCGAGAAAGAUGAUGAGAAGCUAUUCAUGGCUUCUGCAUCUUUCAAAAUUAUCAAGUCAAUCUUCAGAUGAUGGAGCAAAAUGUUGCCACCUUAUUCUUUUAUAGGAACAGUAUUCAUGUGUUAGUUCAGAUUUUCGAGAUGUUUGAUGCAUAUUCUGUAGCUGCAUCCUGUGCUGUUUGAUUGCAGAUCUCAGAGAUCUAAGUCGGAAGGAAUCUAAGUUCCUCCUUAACAAAUAGCCAUUGAUCAUUCGGCAGAGCUUUGUUCUUGUUGACAUGUAAAAUCCACAGAUAGGUAAUGAGAUGCAAAGAUAUUAAAAUGAUCAAAGAAGUGAAGAAAUGCUGUCAGAAAGAUUUUGCUUCUAAGCUCAUGUGGACUUGAAAAGUUUUUGCCUUUCAGUAUUCAUGUCAGGAUUCACGAGUCUGCAGUAAGUUGUAGGAAACCUGUGAUUGUUUGUGAACUCUAUAUGUAACUUUUAUAAACAACUAAUCUUUGAAAAUUUUGGAAUAUUAUGUUGUUACAUAAACGCAGAAAUAAUUUGUAGAUGUUGGUCAUCAAAUUAAAAUCAAGGCCUUCCUUUCUCUCUA